AUGGUUCUGAAAGUGUGGAAGAUAUUUGAGUCAAAUGAAUCAACUUCAAAUCGGCCUCCAGGCCUUUGGAAGUUACCUAUUAUAGGGAACUUGCAUCAGUUGGUUAGCUCUGAUCCACCCCAUCGGACUCUCCGAGACUUGGCAAAAAAACAUGGACCUUUGAUGCACCUACAACUUGGAGAACUUCACACCCUUGUUGUUUCUUCUGCAGAAUAUGCUGAGGAGGUAAUGAAAACUCAUGAUGUUCUGUUUGCUUCAAGGCCCCAAAUACAUAAUAUAAGAGUCAUGAGUUAUGGUUACAAAAACAUAUCUUUUUCACCAUAUGGUCGGUAUUGGAGGCAACUACGAAAAAUUUGUGCUCAGGAGCUUUUGAGCGUUAAGCGGGUCCAAUCAUACCGAUCUAUACGGGAACAAGAGAUGUCCAAGUUGAUCCAAAGGAUUUUCUCAGAAGCAGAAACACCAAUCAACAUGACUAAAAAGAUUUACUCAUCCACCUCUAAUUUGACUUCAAGGUUGGCCUUCAGUGAUAAAUCCAAGUAUCAGGAAGAAUUCGUUUCAGCUAUGAAGGAGUCAUUGGAGAUAUCAUCAGGAUUCAGUAUAGUAGAUUUUUUUCCUUCUGUGAAAUUUCUUCAGCUGAUUAGCGGGAGAAGUUCUGAAAUAGAAAAGCUGCACAAACAACUUGACAGGAUUGUUGGAAGCAUUAUCGAGGAACACCAAAAGCAUAAUACAAGAAGAUGUGAAGAAAAUGAAGACCUGGUUGAUGUCCUUUUGAAGUAUCAAGAGCAGGGUGACCCAGAGUAUCCUUUAACUAUGGAUGAAAUCAAAGCAGUAAUCGGCGAUAUUUAUACUGGCGGAACUGAUACAUCUUCCACAACAGUAGAUUGGGCUAUGGCAGAAAUGAUCAAAAACCCAAGAGUGAUGGAGAAGGCACAAGCUGAGGUGAGACAAGUUUUUGAUACUAGAGGAUGUGUCGAUGAAACAGGAAUUCCUGAACUAAAAUAUUUGAAGCUAGUCAUUAAAGAAACACUAAGAUUACAUCCUGCCGCUCCUUUAUUAAUUCCACGAGAAAAUUCAGAAAAGUGCAUGAUCAACGAAUAUGUAAUUCCUGCUAAAACCAGAGUAAUUGUGAAUGCAUGGGCUAUUGGAAGAGAUCCCAAGUACUGGACUCAUGAACCUGAAACGUUCUACCCGGAGAGGUUCCUAGACAAUCCCAUUGACUACAAGGGAACUAACUUCGAGUUUAUCCCAUUUGGUGCUGGAAGGAGGAUGUGUCCUGGAAUGACUUUCGGCCUCGCCAACGUCGAGCUUCCACUUUCACAAUUUUUGUAUUAUUUUGAUUGGAAACUUUCCGACGGAUUGAUGCCAGAAGAUCUCAACAUGGCAGAGCACUAUGCUGUUACAAUUGGAAGGAGUGAAGAUUUGGUCUUAAUUCCUACUCCUCGUCGUCCCCCACCUGCCAUUAAUUGAACUUCAUAAGUCUCCCUUUUCUCUCUCCACAAAGUCUCACAUCUGCCUUUCGUUUGAGGGCGGAGGGGCAGGUCUUCGUCUCUCCCUCCUCCCUUUUUAGUUGCUAUAUAUUUUUGCUACUUUCUUUGUUUGCAAGUACUUUUAAUUCAAUAAUGUACUAAG
Messenger RNA from Tripterygium wilfordii, 1629 nucleotides. RefSeq names its product cytochrome P450 71D9-like. The transcript is spliced from 3 exons. Lineage: Eukaryota; Viridiplantae; Streptophyta; Magnoliopsida; Celastrales; Celastraceae. The coding region runs from base 1 to 1467 and encodes 488 amino acids. Gene Ontology annotation, molecular function: oxidoreductase activity, acting on paired donors, with incorporation or reduction of molecular oxygen; iron ion binding; monooxygenase activity. The record is from RefSeq and is a predicted model, not a curated record.